GUGUGGCUACGGGGAGCGUCGGGCGAGGAGGUGGUGGCGGCCGGCCGCCUUUGUCUGCCGGCCGCCAUGAAGCACCUGCCCUACUUCUGCCGCGGAGAGGUGGUGAAGGGCUUCGGCAGAGGCUCCAAGGAGCUGGGCAUCCCCACCGCUAACUUUUCUGACCAAGUAGUUGAAAGCUUUCCGUCUGAUAUCUCUACUGGUAUAUACUAUGGAUGGGCCUGUGUUGGAAAUGGAGAUGUGCAUAAAAUGGUUUUGAGCAUAGGAUGGAAUCCUUUCUAUAAGAAUAUUAAGAAAUCAGUGGAAACACACAUUAUCCAUACCUUCAAAGAAGACUUUUACGGAGAAAUUCUUAGUAUAGUCAUAAUUGGAUAUAUUCGACCGGAAAAAAACUUUGAUUCCUUAGAGGCGCUCAUUUCAGCAAUUCAAGAAGACAUUGAAGAAGCAAAAAGACAGCUAGAUUUACCAGAACAUCUUAAACUCAAAGAAGAUAACUUCUUUAAUCUGCCAGAACACAAAAUAGUGAACAACCACUGAGGAAACCCAUGCUGCUUGUAUUUUGCUCUGUUUUUUAUCUCCCUUGUCAUGAAGCUUUUAUAUUUGCACUGCUUUUGCAGGUACUCUGGUGUCAUGUGUCUGUUUAGCUAACUGAGGUUAAAACCAAUCAUGCAAGGUGACUUCAGUUUUCUUGUAUUAAUUCAUCAUUAACCCAGCCAUGCAGUAGAAGUAGAAGGCUGGUUUAGGUUCUUACAGAUAAACUGUAUCCUGAAGUUACGUGUUGUUCAGGGAUCUGGACACAUGUGGAGCAGGACCUUCUCUGACCCUAAGAUAUGGGUAGUUCACUUAACUGAAGAAUGUCUUUUUUUAACAUACAGAAUGUUAUUCCAACCUUUUUUCCCAGUUUUGUGUCAUUCUCAGAUCUAGAUCUUAGCUGUAUGUGAGAAAAUGUUGCUAUUCAUUGAGUCAGGACCUGCCUGUAGUGCAGGAAGGCAAUGAUUAGGUAACAACAGCAAGAUUUGUUCUUUAUAGUUGUUAUUUUUUAUAUGCUUACACAGCUGUCAUGGUUGAAGGUGUUCCUUUAAUUCAGAUUAUUUAUGUUAAGUUUGUUUGAAAUGGAGGAAAUUGCUGUUGCUCAUUAAGUUACUGGAAUCUGAGUUAUGUCACAUAUAAGAAACAGUAUAUAUAUUUCUAUAUAUAUGACACCACACGAUCUGCAUAGUUUACUUCUGAGGAAGUGUUUCGCUGAAAUUCAGGAAAUGGAUGACAGUAUGGAAGUUGACAAACUUUAAAGGUUCCGGCACAAAAGAUGCAGAAGCAGCAUAACAAGAUUUCUGUUCAUUGGGCAUUAAGGCAAAAGAGGUAAUGGAAGACAACUUAGCAUUUUAUGUGCUGCUGGCAUUUAUCAUAGGAAAAUGGGGAGAACCUUGGGGUUGUUCACUACACUGGCAACAAAAUGGCUGACUUGAAGAUUGGUGUUACUGUAAGGCACAGAAAAACCUCAUUGACUCCCUGCACCACAUGCAGGUAAGAGCUAGGGCUUUGGCCAAAUGAAAUCCUUUGCAGAUUAACGUAGCAACACUAUAGUGGGUAUUGGUUAUUUAUUACAAGUAAGUGCAGCCAGGACUACUCUAAAAUGUAGGGAAAUAAAUGGAGGGGAUAUUGUUAGAACUGAUAAAUUAAAUAAUUCCUAUAGUAUGUGUGAUUCCACAUCUACUUUUUUUUUUCUCUUAAAUUUUUUCUGUCUCCUACUCAGUGAGUGGAACUAGGUAAGCUGCAAUGACUUUGUCAUGUUUGUCAUCUUUUGAUGUUGGCUUGUGAUGUGGCUGGGAACAUUUUCUGUGGGUAUGUCUCAACUGUAGCUCUGUGUCUGAAUUACCAUGCAUAAUUUGGAACGCACAAUUUCUGUAGUGCAAUUUUAUGAAUUUAGUCCUUGUCCUAUCCUAUUCAAAUCCUGCUUUUCACUCUAGGGUUUAAGGGAAUUUUAACAAGGUAGUUUGGGUCUUUGUGGCAAGUGCUAUCAAGAUGUUAGUUCCACUUCGUAUUAACUGUCAGGCAGUAUCAUCAGACGUUAUUAGGAAGGAGGUCUUGAGCAAAUCAAGGAUUUAUGUUUGCUCUUUAGGACUUCAGGAGAAACUUGAUUUAAUUUAAAUGAAUUGUUUGCCAGUGCUGUUGAUAGCAGGAGACACAAGACAGAAUUGAGGGGCUGGGGAGGGGAAGGGCAGGGCAGUUUUCAGCAUUUAGAUAUACUUUUCUUUUAAAAGAGAACAAACUAAUUGAGUGAACUUUUGCUAUAUAACGUGUUGGAAACUACUUCUAAAAAGUCUGUAAAAGCAUUGUCUUGCAGGACUGACAGUUGGAUUUUUUUGCAUUGGGGGAUGAAGGGGGAAUUUUUUUUUUUUUUCAAAGAUUUGAGGCAUUCUUGGGAUUGCAGUAAUGUCAAAAUCUUAUAUUUUACUAUUUUUUUUUAAGAAUAAACGCUACACUUGUCAACUGAAUAUAUUGUCAAGAAUAUAUUUGAAGAAUAGAUUGUUGUUCUUCAUAGUACUGUAGCUAAACACUCAGCCACCUAUAAAAUUUUUUGCCAGUAAUUUCAUGUGUCUGUUGUGGAAGCCAUGGUGCCUUAAGCUGGUUGUCUGAGUAAUGCUUUUCUGCAUCUGCUAGUAAAUGCUACUAUCAGAAAUUCAAUUCACUGUUUGGCUAUAGAACCACUGUGCAAUAGAGGACAGUGGCAAAAGGAAAACUUGGAAAAAACUCUUAAGUUUGCUCUCAAAUCUUAGCUGAGGUGUGAUGUAUGGAUACACUGAACUAAUAAACUGCUCUUCAUUUGUUUGUCUUCAAAUUGGAGAAAAUUGCUGAGCGUACCUGUCCACAUUAUUUAAGAGAAAAUGUCAUGUAUUGAUUCUUAAAGCUCAAUGCCUAAUUCCUAGCACAAUAUAAACUUUAUGAAGGGUUAUAUUUUUGUAUUACUUACAAAUAACUGUAUUUAUUCCAGUUGAUGUGGCUGCACUGUACCAUUAAUAAAGGAAUUGUAAUGGACAAAGUUA
Molecule: messenger RNA, 3041 nt
Organism: Falco peregrinus (peregrine falcon)
Lineage: Eukaryota; Metazoa; Chordata; Aves; Falconiformes; Falconidae
Gene: RFK
Product: riboflavin kinase
Exons: 4
Coding region: 67-534 (155 amino acids)
Biological process (GO): riboflavin biosynthetic process; FMN biosynthetic process
Cellular component (GO): mitochondrion
Molecular function (GO): riboflavin kinase activity
Source: RefSeq, a predicted model, not a curated record